AUGAAAUUAUUAUUAAUUGGUUUAAUACCUAUUGCAAUGUAUACAAUUAUGUCACUGUUAUAUUAUACAUGGUUACCAACAAAUUAUAGAUUUGAUAAAGAUGUUUUACAAUCAUUAGUAAAUCAAACAAUUAAAACUAAUCCAACAAAUGCAACAGCAAUGAUGAUUGAUUUAGGUAAAAAAAUUAAAAAAGAAUAUCCAGAUAUUAUAAACGAAUUAAAUUUUAAUGAUUGGGUAUAUAAUAAUGCAGGAGGAGCAAUGGGUAUGAUGUUUAUAUUACAUAGUUCAAUAUCUGAAUAUUUAAUAUUUUUUGGUACUGCAAUUGGAACAGAAGGUCAUACAGGUGUUCAUUUUGCUGAUGAUUAUUUUAUGAUUUUAAAAGGUGAAGAAAGAGCUGCAUUACCUGGUAAUUUAGAACCUGAAAUUUAUAAACCUGGUGAUUGUCAUCAUUUAAAAAGAGGCGAGACUAAACAAUAUGCUAUGCCUGGUGAAUCUUAUGCUUUAGAAUUAGCUCAAGGUUGGAUUCCUUCAAUGUUAUUUUUUGGAUUUGUUGAUACAUUAUCAUCAACUUUAGAUUUUGGUACAUUUUAUAAAACUUCAUAUUUAACUGCUAAGGAUAUGAUUUCGAAUUUGUUGAGAGGAAAGUUUUGA
Lodderomyces pseudojiufengensis is the source of this 651-nucleotide messenger RNA. RefSeq names its product ERG2 family protein. The coding region runs from base 1 to 651 and encodes 216 amino acids. Lineage: Eukaryota; Fungi; Ascomycota; Pichiomycetes; Serinales; Debaryomycetaceae. Gene Ontology annotation, biological process: ergosterol biosynthetic process. The transcript has a single exon. The record is from RefSeq and is a predicted model, not a curated record. Gene Ontology annotation, cellular component: endoplasmic reticulum.